GACACCUUUCUGUACUUGCUCCUGGCAGACUUUCAACCAACGACGCAACCAAUUACUGUAUAGAAGUUACUAUACUCUUCAGGAUCGAUGAAAAGAUUGCGGAUGAUUAAUCGAGAAAAAAAAAACAAUCCACCUUUUCGCCCUGUAUCCAUACGGUGAUAGAUAGAAGCACGAUGGGGUCGACUUCGAUUGAGCAUGAGGAAUUUUGCUCUGAAGGAACACCAGGCGAAGGUGAAAAAGGAAAUUUGGCGGUGCCAAAAUCUCCAUUCAUCACAACAUCAGAUAUCAUCAACCGACUAAAUAGUCAGCUUUCGGAAUUGUCGACGUUCGCCAACGAGACGGAUCUGGCCUCUUCACAGCAGCAGCAACCACGCUUUGAAUUGCAAAAGCGACUCCCCGACGGAUCCGCAAUUCCUGCGACACAAGAUGAGACGGAUGCUGCAAAUUUCAAGACCAAACUCGACCAAUCUGCAAAAUUUGUCUCGCAGCUGGAAUCUCCUGCCGACCGGCAGUACUGGGCGGAGCAACAGCGGUUGAUAGGAAAUGGAUUUUUUCAGCAAGGCGAUUACAAGGCUGCGAUGGAUAUUUACCUAACGUGCCUAGUAGUGAAAGAGAAUACGUCAGGUUUUUUGCGAGACACGUUGCUUCCCGUUCUGAACAAUCUUGCUCAAUGUACUUUGCAACUUGGAAUGUAUGCGAAGACAAUUUUGUUUUGCGAAAUGGCUUUGGAAGAAGUUUCGAAGGCGAAGCAACAGGGUUGGGUAGAAGGAAUUGAUGCGAAGGAGAAACAGCAAAACGAACAAGAAGUACCUGCUGGUGAAAAAUCAACAACUGCGAGACGGGAUUUGGAAGACGCCAUAGUGCUAUGCAAGAUAUACUUUAAGCGGGGCAAGGCACUGCGGUUGAAGGGACACUAUAAAGAAGCACGGGAAGCAAUAAAUUGUUCUCUCGAUUGCCUAGCAGGAAAGGACGGUAAGCCCUCUGCUUCUUCUUUCUCGGCCACCGACGGCGAUGCCAUAGGUAACGUCGAUAGUUCAAUUUCUCUGACACCAUACCGGAAAGCAAUUAAGAAAGAAUUUCGAUUUCUUGAUAUUGCUGAAAAAGAAGGCAAGAGAAACCGUGAUCGAGAAAAGCGUGCUAUGCAAACUGUUUUGUCGCUAUCGCCAACAACGUCACUAGAAUUAGAUCCAUCGACGUCGCAAGGGAAGAGCAGAAAAAGAUCGGCACCACAACCGCUCUAUCAAAAGUCUUCGGAACCUAGGCAAUUUUCUCGACUUCGAGCUCGGAAGUCACCUUCCACUUUUAAGCAGCAAGAUGACCCAAAUGUGCUCGUUGGUGACGACUCCCCAAUGGCGUACUAUAGCCGGUAUUAUUGGUCUAUGGUCGCUCGUGUUGCAAAGGCGUUGUUGGUUAUGUUGGGAGAUGGAGAUGAUGCUAAUGGUAUGGAAACUUCGAAUAGCGCUACCAAGCAAGCUAAUACAAGGAAGAAGGGAAUGUAAACUAUAGGACAGAAAAAUGAAUUCAUUCGAUACGUUGAGGAACGAACAACUGGGUGKAAUUUUGUAAUUUCUACGAUGAUUUAUUCUUUUCAAUAUAAAUGUUCAAACAAU
Molecule: messenger RNA, 1610 nt
Organism: Pseudo-nitzschia multistriata
Lineage: Eukaryota; Bacillariophyta; Bacillariophyceae; Bacillariales; Bacillariaceae
Source: the annotation of a GenBank genome assembly